CAAGAUACCAGUAAGUCAGUGAACCCGCCACAAGAUACCACAGUGAACCCGCCUCAAGAUACCAGUAAGUCAGUGAACCCGCCACAAGAUACCAGUAAGUCAGUGAACCCGCCACAAGAUACCAGUAAGUCAGUGAACCCGCCACAAGAUACCACAGUGAACCCGCCUCAAGAUUUUAGGAAGCCAAUGGAAAUUUCUCCAGAAGAAACCAAAGACUUCAUGGGUUGGGGUGUUGGGCAGCUGGCGACGUUCUUACAUCAAAAUGGGAUACCAGAAAAGGUUGUUGAGAUACUUACAGAAGAGAAAGUUGAAGGCAAGCACAUUCCUCGUUUAUCAGCGGAAAUACUAAUGGCAAAGGGAAUAUCGUUUCAAGAGUGCUUGAGCUUACAAGAGAUUUUCGAAGAACUAACAAGCACAAGUUUGAAAUCAAAAGUUAUGAAAGUCUACAACGACCCAAUCCACGGCCAUAUUGAGGUAAACCCAGCAUGCCAGGCCAUCAUAGACACGCCCAUCUUCCAGCGUCUCAGGUUCAUCAAACAGCUGGGCAUGGUCUACUACAUCUACCCAGGAGCGGCACAUAACAGAUUCGAACAUUCCCUGGGUGUCUAUUACUUGGCUGGUAAAUUUGCAAGGCAAUUACAAAACAAUCAGCCAGAGCUAAACAUUACAGACAAAGAUAUUUUGUGUGUAGAGAUUGCCGGACUUUGUCAUGACAUAGGCCAUGGUCCGUUCUCCCAUGUGUUUGACAAAGUGUUUCUGCCCACAAUUAACAUAAAUACUGAUUUAAAUCACGAAAAAGUUGCGGUUCAGCUGUUAGAUGAAAUAUAUGUACUUGCUGAUCUAAGCAAAUACGGCAUUGAUGAAACUGACAAAAUCUUUAUUAAAGAGAUGAUCGGAGGACCAAUGGAAAUAGUUGGAUCACAGGGUUGGCCAUACCGUGGAAGAAAAGAAGAUAAAUCGUUUUUGUACGAGAUUGUCUGCAAUAAACGUAACUGUAUUGACGUCAACAAGUGGGAUUCUUUAGCCCGAGACUGCCACCAUCUUGGAUUUAACAUCAACUUUGACUACAAAAGGUUCAUGAUGUUUGCUAAAGUCAUCGAUUACAACGGAGAGAUGCAGAUCUGUGUUAGGGAUAAGGAAAUAUCUAAUCUCUACAACAUGUUCCACACCAGAUACACACUGCACAAAUUUGCUUACCAACAGAAAGUGAAUUGUGGUCUAGAGAUCAUGUUAACUGACGCCUUGAUACUUGCAGACAAACACGUGAAGUUUAUAGGGACUAACGGGAAAGAACAUUCGAUAUCCAGCUGUAUAACGGACAUUGAGGCCUACCAUCAGCUGACCGACAACGUUUUAUUUAAGAUUCUUUAUGACCAUGAUUCAGACACAGCAAGCGAUUCAGAGCUCAAUAAAGCAAGAGAAAUAAUACAUAGAAUUUUUAAACGGGACCUCUACACAUGUGUAUGGGAAAAACAAACGACUCACAUCAUGAGAAGAAAUGAGAAAACAAAUUUGGAAGAGAGCAUUGAGACGUUUGUGUUACAGUAUAAGAAGAAAGAUUCACCUUUGGAUCGAAAAGAUUUAGUGGCGAAGAUUGUAUUCAUGGAUUUUGGAAUGAGAGAAGUGAACCCAAUUCAAAACUUGAAAGUUUAUUCAAAGAAAACGCCCAAUCAAGCUCGACAUUUUACAAGAGAUGAAACCAGCAGAAUCUUAACGCCCGUGGCAUUUGUUGAAAUGGAAAUUCGUGUAUAUAGUAAAACGUCGGACAUUGAGAAAAGAAAAACCAUCGCAGACGCCAGUGAAACGUGGUAUCGAAAAUGGCAAAGUGAUCAAAUUAAACAAAAGCAAUCACUGGAAAAUUUCAGCAUUGAUAACAUAGAUUUUUUGAUAAAUGAUUUUCUGGCGAGAGAUAUUAAGAAUAAAUCAACAAAAGAACUUGCCAAGCAAAUUAUUCGCUCUAUGAAUGCGUCUAAACAUUUUUGAAGAUUUGGAGACCAAGCCAAAACUUGCAAUCAGUUUAUUGUGUUAGCUUUUGUGUGUAAAAUAUUUAUAUAAAAUCACAAUCAAUACAUUUUGAAUAAAAUGCUGUAAUACAAUUUUACCAAGUUCUGAUUGUAAUAAUACGUAUUAAUAUAUAUUUUAAUAUAAUUUGAAGCAAUGAUUACUUUCAGUCAUUGACAAAUACAGAUUUAUGUAUUGUAUGAUUAGAUCGUGUUCUAAUAAUGUAGUCUAUAUUAUGUGCUUUACAAACUAAUUUGUAAAUUGAUAUGCAAAAAACUUUCUUCUUUUUUACUAAAAUAUCGCGUACGUGAAAAUGUGUUCAUAAAUUAAUGUAUUAGAUCUAUUAACAUUUUUGAUCAAAUGAAAAUUUAUUACAUUCAACUCGUGUGUGUAUCUAACAUCACUUUUAUGAAAAUGUUAAUAUUGGCUGUUUCAGUUUAGUAAUUCAUAAUGUUACUAAAAACGUGUUUUGUAACUCAUAAUGCUACUAAAAACGUGUACUAACAUAAAAGACUUACACUUUUCAAAUGCGCAAACGUUAUUGUAAAUAACAUUUUAUUUAAUAAAUG
Physella acuta is the source of this 2570-nucleotide messenger RNA. RefSeq names its product deoxynucleoside triphosphate triphosphohydrolase SAMHD1. Gene Ontology annotation, cellular component: nucleus. Gene Ontology annotation, biological process: dGTP catabolic process. The record is from RefSeq and is a predicted model, not a curated record. Gene Ontology annotation, molecular function: dGTPase activity. Lineage: Eukaryota; Metazoa; Mollusca; Gastropoda; Physidae.